Molecule: messenger RNA, 3610 nt
Organism: Dunckerocampus dactyliophorus (ringed pipefish)
Lineage: Eukaryota; Metazoa; Chordata; Actinopteri; Syngnathiformes; Syngnathidae
Gene: tbx21
Product: T-box transcription factor 21
Exons: 5
Coding region: 113-2041 (642 amino acids)
Biological process (GO): cell fate specification; lymphocyte migration; positive regulation of DNA-templated transcription
Cellular component (GO): nucleus
Molecular function (GO): RNA polymerase II cis-regulatory region sequence-specific DNA binding; DNA-binding transcription factor activity, RNA polymerase II-specific
Source: RefSeq, a predicted model, not a curated record
GUGAGCUGAGAAGGUUCCGGGAAGGUUCCAAAAAGGUUCCACUUCGGAAGAGCAGGACUGGAUGCCCCCCUCCCGGCGGACGUGAGCCUUAUGACUUUUGGCGGGGCUGCAAAUGGGCGGCACAGGUGGCAACCUCUACCUCAGCAUGUUGACCGGCACCGAGGCGCAGACCCUGGCAAAGACCCCCGAAGUGAACGGACACCUCCACCGCGGCGUCAAGGACCUGGCAGACCUGAAAAUGGGCAUCCAGGACGCGAGGUUCUACUACCCGGACUCCGUUCCGGCGGGCGCCCAGGACGCCUUGGCCCUGCAGUACCACACGGAGCAGGCGGUCGGCGGCUUCGGAGCGCAGCCCGCCCGCUUCUACGCGCAGACGCUCGCCGGCUGCCCCUACGGAGGCGUGCGCUCUCCGCCGAGGAGCGCCGCUGCCGCCGGCCCGGGCUACGGGGACGGCUUCCCAGCGGUGGGCAAAGACGCGUACCCGCCCUCUCCGGAGAGCUUCGGGGCGGGCUACCAGCGGGCCACCCUGUACCCGCUGCCCGGCCUGCAGCUGUGUGGCAAGACGCAGGCGCUCCUCAACAACUACCCGCUGUGGGCCAAGUUCCACAAGUUCCAGACCGAGAUGAUCAUCACCAAGCACGGCAGGAGGAUGUUCCCCUUCCUGAGCUUCAACAUCAGCGCUCUGGAUCCUUCCGCCCACUAUAACGUCUACGUGGACGUGGUUCUGGCCGACCAGCACCACUGGCGCUACCAGGGAGGGAAGUGGGUGCAGUGUGGCAAAGCGGAGGGCAACAUGCCAGGUACAUUUCAGCACAAUAGCGCCAAUCUUCAAAUACACUGCAUGGAAUGCACGCUGUACCGUAUACGCUGUAUAGUGUGCAGCGUCACUGAUAUGCGCAGUAGUCAUGUGUCACGCUAUGCUGGACCUUACAAAACAAUCACGUGUUGUCGACAUGGCGCAGGAAACAGGACGUACGUGCACCCAGACUCUCCCAACACGGGGGCACACUGGAUGAGACAGGAAGUGUCCUUCAGCAAACUCAAGUUGACCAACAACAAAGGCAGCACCAACAACGUAGCACAGAUGAUCGUGCUGCAGUCCCUGCACAAGUACCAGCCUCGCCUGCACAUCGUGGAGGCCAAAGAGGACGGUUCUGAGGACGCCUUCCAGCCGUCCAAAGCUCAAACUUUCAUCUUCCCUGAGACGCAGUUCAUCGCCGUCACCGCCUACCAGAACGCAGACAUCACGCAGUUAAAAAUAGACCACAACCCCUUCGCCAAAGGCUUCCGAGACAGCUACGACACUUUGUACGCACCCCCCGACCCCGACCGCCUCACCCCCUCCCCCACGGACAGCCAGCCUUUGCUGCCGGGGGCCUGCUACCCUCCAGGCUACCUCUCGGAGCCGCAGUACAUCAGCCCUCUGCCCCAAAGUCGCUUCUACGGCCGGGAGCCCCAGCAGCACAAAGACCCCCCGUCCAGCCCCGGGCCCCACUGGUACCUGCCGUCCCAGCAGGCCGUGGCCCCCAACCGUCUCGACUUCCCGUCGUCCUUCGAGGGCGACUUCUCUGGAAACGGCCUCUACAAGCCCUUCCCCUUGCAGACCCCGCCUCACCCCGCCCUCAGCUACUACCCCGAGCACCCGUUCGCCUCCACCAGCGUGUCGGCGGCCACCACGGCGGGCUGGACCGCCACCCGGCCCCCGGCUCAGUACCUGAGCCACCCCAGCAAACCCGCCCCCAGCCUAGCCUGGUUCAGACCUCUCGCCUCCUCGCCCUCGUCGCCCGGCAACGCCAGGCUGCACGCCGCCCCGCUCCUGGAGCCCCCCCCGCUGGUCGACAAGGCUAAGGAGGCGGGGGAGGAGCACUGGCUGGAGCCGCCCUCGGUGAAGUCAGCUGACUCAGCAGAAUCGCCGCUGUUUGAGGGCGAGGUGAAGAAGAGGAGGGUGUCGCCCUACGCCUCCCGCAGCGAGAACUCGCCGCCGCGUGCUGCGGAAGUGUGCGACAAGGACAGCGACUACUUUGGCUUUUACACUCACUGAACACCCCCCCUCGUCCACCCUCCCUCCCCCACCCCCACCCUCCCUCACACCUCGAUGAGGUCACCGCUGUAGGUGGGAACAUUUGCGGCGGCCAUCUUUAAAGUGAGUGAUGGCGCUCAGGAGGACGUUUGAAGGUCAACGUCACAGCGGGACGCGGAGCGGAUGCGACGUGCCCCGCAGCCACGUGGACGCAACACACACCUGCGACCGUCGACUCAGAAACAUCUGGAUUGUUUGAAAAAAAAAAAACAUCUGCAUAUCUUGACAUGACGCCUGCAGGGCUCGUCUCUUCUUCUCUCAAACUAUCAAGCUGUCAAACUCCCUCUCUUUUCUCACCUUUUUGCACUCAUCAUUUCCUCCCAAACAGACACACUGCAUAGUGUAGCAACUAAUUUGGCUCCCUCUGGUGGCGACGCAGAGCACUGCAGCCUACACGAGCAAGCGCGUGACAACUUUUGUCGCUAAAAUGAAGGAAAAUAAGCACCAAAAUGCCCUUCCAGUAUAAAGAAGAAACUAAAGACAUCUCUGGGUCCUUCAGGAGCAUCUCAAGCAAACACAAAAUGACAAAUAUAUCUUAAAACACGCAGCGCUGAACUGUUGGUGGUGGUUACCACCGUAGUAACGGGACGCGCGGAAUCACGCCGCCACUUCCUGUCAACAUUUGCAUUACAAAAUAAGGGACGUUUGGGGAAUUCUGAUCUUCCUCGAGAAUUUCCACCGGAACCGGUACGUUUGAUGUCCGCAGAAGAGGCAAGCGUUGCAUUAGGGAGCCUCGCUCUUUUUCUUCUUCUGCGGUCGCCAUGAAAAGUGGGUCAUUCACACACCUGGAAGCUAAACAGAAGCUGUCACCGCCGUGAACAGGAAGUGGGAAGUGACCUCGCAGACACCAUGAGCCGGCGUUUGUCCUCACAGGCGGUGACAGUCGCAUCCUGACAGAGGCCGCCAGCCAGCGGUGGUCUCCUCACGCGUCUCCGCUAACGACCCCAGACAACACCUGACAGGUGGACGACAUGCUAAGCUAAUAGCAUUCGCGUAGUCAGCAUCAUUGACCACGAGGAGGUCGCCCCCAAACGGCUUGUAUUGGAACGACGACUGUUUGCCUUACAAAGACCACGCUGGCAUGAGCAGAAAUUUAAAAUAUGUCUUCAUAAUUGAGCUAAAGAUAUUGGAUCAUACUUGUCACAGUUUAAGUGCAAUUAGCAGUCGAAUCUCGCGAUAGCGAUGACGUCCUAAAGACAAUCAAAGCCGUUUAAUGCGGUCACGUGCUGCUCAUUCCCAGUGCUGUCAUGAGCGCCUCAGGGCUGCCCCCUGCUGGAUAUCUCGGCUGUGACAGCCAAGCUCUGCAGCCUCCCAAAUAACAGCAGACAUGAUUUAUAAAAGGACCUGCACUUAUUUUCAAGAAUGACAGAAGGGGGCGUGUACAGGAUGUCACAUGUUGAACCGAGCAAUAAUCCUCUCAGCCAUUGCAAUUUAUAAAAUGAGAUUUUUGAAAGAAAAAGUGUUAUUUAUUUAAGGUGACGCAAGUGAGUAUUGUACUGUUGUUUUCUUUUCUAUUCAAAUAAAGAUCUC